AUGGAAGACGAAAAAAGUGUUGUUGUUAUGUUUAUUGGCGAUACAGGAUCAGGAAAAAGCUCUAUAGGUAACAUGUACUUAAAGGAAAAUGUAUUCGAGACAAGUGAUAAACCGCAUGCAUGUACCUUAGUUCCCAAACAGUCAUCAAAGAUUAUAAAUGGUACAGAGAGAAUUGUGAUUGAUACAGAAGGCUUCGACGAUGGUGACCAUAUUACAGAAGAACAAAUUGAAAGGCUUGCGCAAUAUCUUAAAAACUUACAAACUGGUAUCAAUGCUAUUGGAAUUGUCAUCCAAGCACCGUUGAUGAGAUUAACAAAAGGAGUAAAAGAUGUUGUCAAGUUCAUUUAUGAUGCCUUUGGAGAUGUGAUCCUUUCUCAUCUUUGUGUAAUUUGGACAUUUAGUAGUUCAACAUAUCCAGAUAGACAAACUAGAGAUAAUGAAUACAGACCAUUGUUAGCAAAGUAUUUACAAGAAAUUUCAGGUGCCAAAGAAACUCCUAACAUUCCAUUUUAUUAUGUAAAUUGCCAUAAGCCAGAUAAAGAAUUUUGCGUUCAAAGUAUGACUCAAUUUCAUGGUUGGGCUGUCAGUCGAAAGAAAUUUAGUUCAGCUGAUAUUAAAGAAGCAACAUAUGGAUACACAGCAGAAGAAGAAAAAGAGGAAAGAGUUCGGGUUGAUAUUAUUACUGAAGGCAAUGUUACAUAUGAUAAGUACAUUGAUAGUAUCAGACUCAAAUGUAUAUCCAAUACUAAUAAAAAAGAUAUUCGCUAUUCAGAUUGGGAAACAAUCAAGGAAUACAAAGAAAAGAUAGUGGAAGUGCAUGAAGAAAAUCAAAACAAUGUUUUGGUUGGAUAUACAUACGAGAAUGGCAAUAAAUAUGAAAUCAGGCACGAUUUAGUAAGGGAAGUUACAUUCUUCUUUAAGACUAAUGAGAAGAAAGAAGGAAACUGGACAAUUGCCAGAGAAAAUAAAGUUCUUGUUGGAGAGACAAAGACUCAUGAAGAAGUUAUAGAAAAAGAGUCGACAGAACCAGCAGAAGGAGGAUACAAUCGUAUUAAAGCCUCUUUCAAGCGAAUGAUUAAAAUUAAUCCUGAUGGAGAAGCAAGUUUUGGAGAAUUUCAAGAAAUCCCAGGAACCCGAAUUUCAAAUUUUGUGAAAAAUAAGCCAGUUGUGAUAAAAGAAUUAGAAAAACCUAGCAUAUUUGAAAAAUUGCUGUUAACAGUGGCAACUAUAGGUAGUAUUUUUUUAGGUAAACUUAUUCCUCCAAAACCAUAA
Messenger RNA from Trichomonas vaginalis G3, 1272 nucleotides. RefSeq names its product GTPase, IMAP family member-related family. Bases 1 to 1272 code for a protein of 423 amino acids. Gene Ontology annotation, molecular function: GTP binding. NCBI's taxonomy places the organism in Eukaryota, Parabasalia, Trichomonadida, Trichomonadidae. The transcript has a single exon. The record is from RefSeq and is a predicted model, not a curated record.